Penicilliopsis zonata CBS 506.65 is the source of this 1533-nucleotide messenger RNA. RefSeq lists its product as hypothetical. The transcript is spliced from 8 exons. Gene Ontology annotation, biological process: chitin catabolic process; carbohydrate metabolic process. Gene Ontology annotation, cellular component: extracellular region. Lineage: Eukaryota; Fungi; Ascomycota; Eurotiomycetes; Eurotiales; Aspergillaceae. Bases 55 to 1248 code for a protein of 397 amino acids. The record is from RefSeq and is a predicted model, not a curated record. Gene Ontology annotation, molecular function: chitin binding; chitinase activity.
CCGCUUGUUGUCUUGCUUGCAGUCUUUCACACCCACGAGUCCGGACUACCCGCCAUGUCUGAAAUGAAAUCUGUGGCGUACUUUGUCAACUGGGCAAUCUACGGCCGGAAUCACAAUCCUCAAGACCUGCCUGCAGACAAACUCACUCACAUUCUCUAUGCCUUCGCCAACGUUCGUCCCGAGAGCGGGGAGGUAUACCUGACAGAUUCGUGGUCCGACGUCGAGAAACACUACCCCUCCGACUCGUGGAACGACACCGGCAACAACGUCUACGGUUGCGUCAAGCAGUUGUUCCUUUUGAAGCAACAGAACCGGAAGCUUAAAGUCCUACUCUCGAUCGGAGGAUGGACUUACUCGUCAAACUUUGCGCAGCCCGCGAGCUCGGACGCAGGCAGAACCAGAUUCGCAGAGACGGCUACCCGGCUGGUCUUGGAUUUAGGAUUUGAUGGUCUGGAUAUUGACUGGGAAUAUCCCAAAGAUGAUAACGAGGCACAACAUCUGGUGCUUCUGCUACAGAAAUGUCGUGAGACUCUUGAUAGAGCAGCUGGCCCAAACCGGAAAUUCUUGUUGACGAUUGCCUGCCCGGCUGGCGCACAAAACUACACCAAGCUCAGGCUCCCCCAAAUGACACCAUACCUUGAUUUCUACAACCUGAUGGCCUACGACUACGCGGGCAGCUGGGACAGUGUUGCGGGGCACCAAUCGAAUCUCUAUCCGUCAUCCAACAGCCCAGCAUCGACACCCUUUUCGACUGUUGCCGCGUUGGCCCAUUACACACAGGUAGGUGGUGUGCCACCCUCGAAGAUCAUCCUAGGGAUGCCGCUGUACGGCCGGGCCUUCACCAACACGGCCGGCCUCGGGGCGCCGUUCUCGGGCACCGGCGAGGGAAGCUGGGAGCAAGGCGUGUGGGACUACAAGGCACUGCCGCGGCCGGGAGCCAUGGAACAACUGGAUGCGCAAGUCGGGGCGUCGUGGAGCUACGACGCUGGCUCGCGCACCCUGAUCUCGUACGACAACGUUUCUAUGGCGGAGCAGAAGGUCGACUUUAUCCAGCGAUACGGGCUAGGCGGGGGCAUGUGGUGGGAGAGCAGCGGCGAUAAAGGCGGACCCGCGGCCAGAAAGACGGACGGCAGCUUAAUCGGUACCUUUGUCGAGGGGGUGGGUGGUGUGGCGGCGCUGGAUCAGUCGUGGAAUGCGCUCGAUUUCCCCGAAAGCAAGUAUGAUAACUUGAGGGGAGGAUUUAGAUGAAACCUCGCAUCUAAAUACGGCUUGCUAGGUAUCUACGGUUGGACAGCAACAAGUGACAAGAAUUAUGGAUGUUUUUUUUUUCAUUCAAAAAAAAGUAGCUACCAUAAAGCCUGUCUUCCCGCAACUUCUACCAAGUAUGGAAAAUUUACUUGGACUCGUCGAAGACGUAGGUGAGGUGGCACUUGCCGCAGUACUGGCGGUUGUGCAUGGCGGCCAUGAAGACACCGGCACCGCACUCGGGAGCGGGGCACUCGCGACGAAGACGCUCGAUCUUGCCAUCACCGU